This is a messenger RNA of Aspergillus steynii IBT 23096, 2169 nucleotides long. RefSeq lists its product as uncharacterized. The transcript has a single exon. Bases 1 to 2169 code for a protein of 722 amino acids. The record is from RefSeq and is a predicted model, not a curated record. NCBI's taxonomy places the organism in Eukaryota, Fungi, Ascomycota, Eurotiomycetes, Eurotiales, Aspergillaceae.
AUGCUACGCGACCUGAACAUGCAGUACCUCAAGACCAGUCUAAUCACCAAGAAUGACGAGGAGAGCCCUAUCCGAGCGGCAGAAUUUGCACAGUCGAAUUUCAAAACAAGAGCUUUAGGAGCAUGGCGAUUUACAGUUGCAAGCGGUGCAUUUGCCGGAGUGAUAAUCUUGCUAAUCAAUAUAACCACCCUGGCUAUGAUGCACAGCAAGCAUGAAGUUGUCAACCAAAGCAUUACAUUCUUCACCGGAAGCUGCCGAAAAGCAAAAGACAUUAGUAUCGGAUCUCAUGUGGUGAUCAAUGUACUAAGCACAAUCCUCCUGGCCUACAGCAACUUCAGCAUGCAGUGCCUGUCAUCCCCGACCAGACGGGAAGUGGACCGGGCUCAUUCAAAGAAACAUUGGCUGAGUAUCGGAAUACCAAGUGUGCGAAAUCUUUUCUUCAUUUCGAAGACAAAAGUCUUUCUGUGGACUCUACUCGCUCUCAGCUCAUUUCCUCUCCAUCUGAUCUGGAACUCGACAGUGUUCUGGACUACGAGUACGAACGACUAUAUCUCCGUGACCGUCACGGAAUCAUUUCUGCAUGGCGGGGAUUGGACUUUACCUCCAUUCAAUGAACAGUCAAAAGGCGCCCAAGUAUUUGAGGAUGGAGAAUACAAUAGAAUUAUCCGGGGUCUCCAGGAUGACGUGGUGCACAACAGACUUGAGAGAUUGAGUGCGCCGGAUUGCUAUGAAGCGUACCACACCGAGAUGCUAUCUGACCGAUUGCAUGUGCUCGCUGUCGUCGAUAAUAGCUUUGCGUCUCCGACUAAAAAUAAUACCGAGCUAGAACUGUCCUCAGUGCUGGCAGCAUACUACAAUCGAUACGCCAUGAUGCCUCUCUAUCGAUGGGUGUGCGAUUCGUAUGCCGAGAACUGGUGGGACACUUGUCUGACUAGUGGGGAUCCUAAUCAAUGGGUUCCUGGAGGGCGACCAAUGGAUGGAGAAACGCUGGGUUCGCAAAGAGGUGCGCCGGUUAAAUAUUGCUUUUCCCAGCGCAUUCCCGCGCAAUGCAAAACCGACGUCAUUCCGGUCUUCCUGAUUAUUGUCAUCGUUUGCAACGUUGUCAAAGUCGCAUGCUUCUUAUUCACGCUACGGAUCGUGAAGAAAGAUCAUCCUCUAUGCACCACUGGAGACGCGGUUCAAUCCUUCCUGGAAAGGCCAGACGAGUACACAAAUCAUCGGUGCUUGGCCUCAAAACAUGAUUUUGAGAAAUUAUCUACCAAGUCAAAGUGCUGGGAAACCCGAGGCCCCGGGGACGCAGAUAUUUGGACAGACAGGCGUCACAGAUGGGGUAAAGCCGUUAGAACGUGGCAAUGGGUGACGUACACAGUUCUGGUUUCAAUCAUGGUGAUUCUCACUGGGGUCAAGAUAUGCGACAUAAACAGCAGUUGGGCAGCCGCUGUGAGAUAUGGAAUUGGCGAACCACAUCCAGGGUUUGAGAGCCUCGAUUUCUACAUACCUAAUACUCUUCGCGGCUUUUUGACAGCGAAUACCCCGCAACUGAUGCUGUCAUACGUCUACCUCGGUCUCAAUAAUAUUAUGACAACCAUGCUUGCAAUGGAUGAAUGGUGUGGUUACUCCGCUGCAACAUCCAAGCCUCCGAAGGGUCUUCGCGUUUCUAAUCCAGCCGCCAGAACUGCGCAGCGAUCCACUUAUUUCCUCUCCGUCCCGUACAAAUGGAGCGUUCCCAGCAUUGUUACCUUGACAGCGCUACACUGGCUUGUUUCCCAGAUGUUCUUCUAUGCCAGACUAGAUGUACACAGCCUUCAAUCUGGCUGGAACAAGACCAAGGACGAAUCUACGAGCUACAUAUAUGUCUCGCCGCUCGCGGGGCUUCUGGCUGCUUGCUUAGGAGGAUUAAUCGUGAUCAUUGUUGUACUGAUUGGCAUAUUCAAGAGAUACCCGGCAACCCCAUUAGCAGGGUGUUGCAGUGCAAGUAUUGCCGCAGCCUGCAGCCCUUCACGAGCGUUGGACCAUGGAAUUGCAAAAGAAACCUUCCCACCAGGCCUACCAUUCAAAGAACUAAAAUGGGGUGAGGUCGAAAGUCUGGGGAUCGAUGCGAAUGUGGGCCAUGCGACCUUUUCCAAUGCCGAAACAACGCCGCUAGUAAAGGGGAAGCUGUAUGAAUGA